Messenger RNA from Hibiscus syriacus, 507 nucleotides. RefSeq lists its product as uncharacterized. The transcript is spliced from 3 exons. The coding region runs from base 70 to 462 and encodes 130 amino acids. NCBI's taxonomy places the organism in Eukaryota, Viridiplantae, Streptophyta, Magnoliopsida, Malvales, Malvaceae. The record is from RefSeq and is a predicted model, not a curated record.
AGGUAUUUGCCGAUACAUAGUCACACAUCAUUACUUAAAAGAGUUGCGUGUGGAAAGAUCAUCAUCAAAAUGGGUUCUCUAAUGGCGGGAUGGGAUUCUACUGUAUCAGAAUCAGAUCCUAAAUCAGUCAUACGCGAAAGAAAUCGAUCGCUUACCAAGGAAGAGAUUGAAGCUUAUUGGAAGUCACAUAAGGAAAUCGAGGAAGAACAUCUUAAGGUCACUUUUAGUCCAUCACAUAACUCCAACCCUCUGUCCAAUACAAAACAGGGUUUCUUGGACGUUGAUGCAGAAACAAACCUGGACAAUAUCAUGAAGAAAAAUGGCUGGUGGAGGAGGAGCAAUUGGGCAUUCUUGAAUGAACCGCCAGUUCUUGACCGCCCUACCAGCCGUUACAAACCACAGUUUCACGUUGCCAACCUAGCUGCUUCCAAGCUUAACAAACAUUCUGGAAUCAGUGUUUAAUCUUCGGCUCUGUGCAAUCUCUCGUGGUCAUAUAUUUUAUGUUAU